AAUUAUUUUGAAUAAAAAUAAUUUUAUUUAUUUUCGAGAAUUCACGUUAUUGGUUGCUAAGCAAAAUAAUAUCAAUGAAUAACUGGUUCCGUAGCUCUUCUUUAUCUUCUGGGUACCGACGUACUUUAAACCGGUCUCAAGCUAAUACGCAUGAACAGGUAGUUUACUAUAAAUACCGCUAAACCCGUGCUCUUCGUUCACUUUGUAUUGCUACACGGUUGUAUCAGGAGAAAACUUAGAUCUACAUGUAUAAUACUACACAGUUGUAUUCAAGUGAUCAAGUUUGACUUUAAAAGCUUGAAAAUGCCACGCGGUCGCAGAAGACAGGCACAGGCUAGGCGUAUGCCGAGACAGGAGAGAGCCGUUCGGCAGGAGAGAGCCGUUGAGCAGGAAAGGCAGGAGAGAGCCGCUGAGCAGGACGAGGAGCUGAAUCUGCAGAAUGCCCGGCGUAACUUGAGAAGGAACGCUGCCAGAGAGGAGCAGAAUGACCAAGGUCACGGGGACGUCAGGGGCACCAGGGGGCAAAAAAGGCCUGCGGCUGACCUCGAGGAUGCUGUAGACGAGAGGUUGCUACAAACAGAUGCCGACGUAUGGGUUCUGGGUGACUCUAUCCCGUUCUGGGCCGGCGAACAUGCAAAGACGACUAGGAAACCAAAUCUUAGUAUCCCGAACAUUUCUAUUGCUUGGUGGGCAGUCAGAGGUCUUCGUUGGAGAGGUUUCAGACAUACAAUUGAAACUCAGGUCUUACUUUCAUCUCCUCCUUCAAUAAUAUACAUUAAUUUAGGCGGAAAUGACCUAGUAUACGAAAAUACUUGUGAAUUAAGAGGAAUGAUUGAAACAGAGAUAAACUAUUUACGUGAAGCAUUCCCAAAUACAACAAUAGUUUGGAUAGACAUAUUAGAGAGACAAAACUGGCAAGGGGCAUUAGGCGGUAAAAGGCCAAUUGAAAAGAAAAGAAAACGCCUUAACCGCAUAGCGCGGAAAAUAGUAAUAGAAUCAGGGAAAAGUGACGUCAUAAGCCCCGAUAUUGACGCAGAAACAGCCUUUUUAGAAAUGACGGCGUUCAUUUAAAUCUCGUAGGGUUAGAAUUCUUCCUAGAUUAUUUAAGAGAUUCAAUUAGAAAGCUAAUAUAAGUAUGACAAUUUAGUAAACAUAAAUGCUGAAGAUUCCGUGUUCAAGCAUUGUAUAAAUUAAACAUUUUUAUUAGAUAGAAUUUUGGGGGAUAAAUUGUUUCAAUUUAUUGUGGCGGAAAAUUCUAUAAACCGGAAGGUGAUCAGGCGUGUCUGCUUACAUUAGUUUACAAUAAACUGAUAAGUAUAAUUUGGAAAUAAAUAUUGUUUCAUAAAAAUACAUCUAUUGUCUGGCGAGAACUUACAAAGCACUGUAUUUUCGGCGUGUGUUACUCUUAUGUGGUUACUCUUAUGUUGUUAUGUGGCUAGGGUUGAAUAGGUUUUGCCCAUAGUACCUGGCGAAAUCUAGUUUUGUAUUGCGUAUUGCUUUGUAUUGCGUAUUGCUUUGUAUUGCGUUAUCAACCCUCUAGCAUGCAACUUACUGCUUUCCUUCACGCAGUGGUUUUGGUAUGUGUUGACCCGUCAUUCCCGGAUACCUGGUCGUGUCUGGUAACUAUCAUACCGUGACUACUGGCACCGAAGUUGCCGUGAAUUGCCACAUUAUGUUUAAGUUAGUCAGUAUUGCUACCUCGUUAUGUCCGACAGUGCAGAGUUACGUUAUGUUGAAAUUAGCCGGUGUUGCUACCACGUUAUGAGAGUGUAAAUUAUGUGACAGUGCAGAGUUUCAUUGUAAUAGUUUGCAAAUUUUAGCAGACGCGCCUGGUCUCCUUCCGGUUACUUUAUUCACAUACUUGGCGAGAUACCUCGUCAAGUACAUCUUUGUUUUUGAGCGGCCAAUAACUACCCAACCUUGCAUUCAUUUAGUAAAUAUUUUAUUUGUUUGAUUUGUAACAUAUUGAAAUAUUAACAUUACAAUAUAAAGUCCUAUCGUGUAGUAAUUAAAAGGUACAAAGCA
Molecule: messenger RNA, 2025 nt
Organism: Mercenaria mercenaria
Lineage: Eukaryota; Metazoa; Mollusca; Bivalvia; Venerida; Veneridae
Exons: 2
Coding region: 304-1071 (255 amino acids)
Source: RefSeq, a predicted model, not a curated record